AUGGUAUGGAACGCUCAAGGUGCUGGGAACCGAGAAUUUUUGGCAGUACUUAGAGAAAUUAUCAGGGCUAAUAGGCCUAUUGUACUUGCUUUAGUUGAAACCCACAUGGGAGGUGAUCAUGCACAACAUGUAGCAAAUCUUCUGGGUUACAAUGGCCACACAAGGGUCGAUGCUCAAGGGUUUAGCGGAGGUAUUUGGGUUUAUUGGAAACCGGAGCUUGUAACAAUUGACCCUAUUGCUCAAUCCAAUCAAUAUAUCACUAUGACAGUAAUUAAAGUAGGUGAAGAUCCAUGGUAUUUCUCUACUAUUUAUGCUAGUCCGGAUCCCUCGAAGAGACAAGAAUUGUGGAGAGAUCUCUCAGAAUUUGCAAAAAGAAAUAAUAAACCAUGGCUUUUAGCUGGAGAUUUCAAUGAAACCCGAUUUGAUUGGGAGCGAAGCUCAAGUUGCUCUGAAACAUCUCGUAGAAGUCGUAAUUUCAACCAUUGGGUGCAUGAUAAUCAACUGCUUGAGGUUGAAUUCUCGGGGCCUUCUCACACUUGGGCUCGGGGAAAUUCAAUGGACACAAGAAGAAGUGCAAGGCUUGAUAGAGUACUAUGUACGGGUGAUUGGAGUUUGCGGUUUGACAAAGCUCGGGUGAAGCACCUUCUUGCCAUCCAAUCGGAUCACUGCCCUCUCCUUAUCUCGCCUAAUGGUUUUGCCCCGCUUGAGGCCUUAAACAUCCCCUUUCGCUUCCAAGCUGCGUGGUUAGUUAUCCCAUGA
Messenger RNA from Chenopodium quinoa (quinoa), 759 nucleotides. RefSeq lists its product as uncharacterized. The coding region runs from base 1 to 759 and encodes 252 amino acids. The transcript has a single exon. Lineage: Eukaryota; Viridiplantae; Streptophyta; Magnoliopsida; Caryophyllales; Amaranthaceae. The record is from RefSeq and is a predicted model, not a curated record. Gene Ontology annotation, molecular function: catalytic activity.